Eurypyga helias (sunbittern) is the source of this 1416-nucleotide messenger RNA. RefSeq names its product tryptophanyl-tRNA synthetase (gene WARS1). The record is from RefSeq and is a predicted model, not a curated record. The annotation marks the transcript as partial. The transcript is spliced from 8 exons. Gene Ontology annotation, cellular component: cytoplasm. Gene Ontology annotation, biological process: tryptophanyl-tRNA aminoacylation. Gene Ontology annotation, molecular function: ATP binding; tryptophan-tRNA ligase activity. NCBI's taxonomy places the organism in Eukaryota, Metazoa, Chordata, Aves, Eurypygiformes, Eurypygidae.
AUAGUUCGGUUCGGCAGCAGUAAAAUUGACACAGAUCUGAUUAAUCGAAUAGAAAGAGCCAUUGGGCAAAAACCUCACCGCUUUCUACGUAGAGGAAUCUUUUUUUCUCACAGAGAUAUGGACCAAAUCCUUGAUGCUUAUGAAAAUAAGAAGUCCUUUUACCUUUAUACAGGCAGAGGGCCGUCCUCUCAGGCAAUGCAUGUUGGUCAUCUUAUCCCAUUUAUAUUCACAAAGUGGCUGCAAGAAGUAUUUGAUGUUCCCUUAGUUAUACAGUUAACUGACGAUGAGAAAUACCUUUGGAAAGACCUGACAACUGAAAAGGCAUAUGAGUAUGCUAGAGAAAAUGCAAAAGACAUCAUUGCAUGUGGUUUUGACAUGAAUAAAACCUUUAUAUUUUCUGAUUUAGACUAUUUGGGGACAAGUACUGGAUUCUACAGAAACAUUGUCAAAGUUCAGAAGCAUGUUACAUUUAAUCAAGUGAAAGGAAUCUUUGGCUUUACAGACAGUGAUUGCAUUGGAAAGAUCAGCUUUCCUGCUAUUCAAGCCGCUCCAUCCUUCAGUUCAUCAUUUCCACAGAUCUUCAAUGGCAAAGAGAACAUUCAGUGUCUUAUCCCAUGUGCUAUAGAUCAGGAUCCUUACUUUAGAAUGACCCGGGAUGUAGCACCUAGAAUUGGACAGCCUAAACCAGCCUUAUUGCACUCGGUCUUCUUCCCAGCCCUGCAAGGAGCGCAGACAAAAAUGAGUGCUAGUGACCCGAAUUCCUCCAUCUUCCUCACUGAUACACCCAAACAAAUCAAGACAAAGAUUAACAAGCAUGCCUUCUCAGGAGGCAGAGAUACUAUUGAAGAGCACAGGAAGUACGGAGGUAACUGUGAUGUUGACGUGUCUUUUAUGUACUUGACCUUCUUCCUGGAAGAUGAUGACAGGCUUGAACAACUGAAGCAGGCAUACACAAGUGGGGAAUUGCUCACGGGGGAGCUGAAGAAGGUUCUUAUUGAAACAUUGCAGCCCUUGAUAGCAGCUCAUCAAGAGAGACGGAAGCAGGUCACAGAUGAAAUGGUGAAGCAAUUCAUGACUCCGCGGAAGCUAGCUUUUGAAUUUUGAAGACAUGUGGAUGUAACUUACCACUUGAUUAACCAAAAUUGAGUAAUUGUUGUCUUCUGUCAUGUGUCAUCACUCCCUAGAUAUGUACAGCCUCAAUUAGUGCUUUACAAAUACUGCUUUUAAUGAGUUAAAUUAUAAAGACUGUCAGAGCGCAGGAAAAGUUUAAAACAGGACUUAUGCCUAUUUAAAAUCAGAAAUAUACAAGAGACAGAAUUGGCCAGUCUUGCAGAAAAGCAUGUCUGUCAGCAUAAAACUGUAUUUUAUUGUAUUUAAUGUUGAAAAUAGAAAUAAAACUCCCAUUUUGAUGAUAAA